Molecule: messenger RNA, 870 nt
Organism: Brettanomyces nanus
Lineage: Eukaryota; Fungi; Ascomycota; Pichiomycetes; Pichiales; Pichiaceae
Exons: 1
Coding region: 1-870 (289 amino acids)
Biological process (GO): positive regulation of cellular response to amino acid starvation
Cellular component (GO): transcription regulator complex
Molecular function (GO): RNA polymerase II cis-regulatory region sequence-specific DNA binding; DNA-binding transcription factor activity, RNA polymerase II-specific
Source: RefSeq, a predicted model, not a curated record
AUGUUACUAGGUGAAUCUGUUUUUAGCAGUAUUUCUGCUGCCUCUUCCAACGACCUCUUGGUGUCGUCUGUUGCCACUGCCACUGCUGCUGCCAAUAAUAAGGCUUUAGUUGACGAUCCUUUAGAGGAUUUGUUCCGCUCAGCAUUCGGAGAGUCAUCAAACCAGAAUGAACAGCAUCUUGAGGUUGAACCUCGUGCUAGUUCUGUUCCUUCUGCUUCCAUUGCAGGUACUUUGUCUCCAUUAGAAGUACACGCAUCGGUCAUGGAUUCUAUCUUUGAUCCUUCCACUGCAUUGUCCUCAAACUCUCCAAUGCUUGAGCUCACCUCUGAAAUGCCUACCUGGGAACCUUUAUUCCAACAAUCUUCAGACCAGAAUGACCAGCAAAUUGGUGCUGAUACUGAUGCAGAGCUACUUGCCCUAUUAGGUGAGCCAGCUUCUGUUUCAACUUCAGCCUCCCCUGCAUCUGUCAAGUCCGAACCGGUUGAUUAUGUUGGAACUGAGACCAGAUCUAAGUCUGUUCCAGGUAAGAGAUCACACUCAGACCCUUCAGUUUCUUCACCUUCUCACCCUGAUUCUAGCGCUAAGAAGACCAAGCUGGACAAGUUUGGAUGUGUUGCUUACACCAGAAAGCAGAGAAAUAUUCCUCUUUCCCCAGUUGUUCCUCAAGGCCAUGACCUAACCUCUCUGAAGAGAGCUAAGAACACUGAGGCUGCAAGGAGAUCUCGUGCUAGAAAGAUGAAGAGAAUGGUUCAGUUAGAGGAUAAGUGUGAGAAUCUUGUUAAAGAGAACGAGAAUUUGAGAGCAGAGGUUGAAAACUUAAAGCAACAACUUCUACAGCAGCAACAGCCGUCGUUUACUUUGAAUCCUUAG